Molecule: messenger RNA, 3568 nt
Organism: Herpailurus yagouaroundi (jaguarundi)
Lineage: Eukaryota; Metazoa; Chordata; Mammalia; Carnivora; Felidae
Gene: SACM1L
Product: SAC1 like phosphatidylinositide phosphatase
Exons: 20
Coding region: 101-1864 (587 amino acids)
Biological process (GO): phosphatidylinositol dephosphorylation
Cellular component (GO): endoplasmic reticulum
Molecular function (GO): phosphatidylinositol-4-phosphate phosphatase activity
Source: RefSeq, a predicted model, not a curated record
GCGCUGCGGCCGCGGAGCUGGGUGAACGGUAGCGCCGUGGAAGAGGCGGCGGCGCGGGGCGGAGCGGGCGGAAAGAGGAAGAAGGAGCUAGUGGUGCACGAUGGCGGCGACGACCUACGAGCGGCUGAAGCUGCACAUCACACCUGAAAAAUUUUAUGUGGAAGCUUGUGAUGACGGAGCAGAUGACGUACUUGUCAUCGAUCGCGUGUCCACAGAAGUCACCCUGUCAGUCAAGAAAGAUAUUCCUCCUUCAGCUGUCACAAGACCAAUAUUUGGUAUCCUGGGCACAAUCCAUCUGGUGGCAGGUAAUUAUCUAAUUGUCAUUACCAAAAAGACAAAAAUAGGUGAAUUUUUCAAUCAUGUAAUCUGGAAAGCAACAGAUUUUGACGUCCUUUCUUAUAAGAAGACAAUGUUGCACUUAACUGAUAUUCAGUUACAAGAUAAUAAAACUUUCCUAGCGAUGUUAAACCAUGUCCUGAAUGUGGAUGGGUUUUACUUCUCAACGACAUAUGAUUUGACCCACACCUUGCAGCGGCUGUCCAACACGAGCCCAGAAUUCCAAGAAAUGAGUCUUUUGGAAAGGGCAGAUCAGCGGUUUGUAUGGAAUGGUCAUCUUCUAAGAGAACUUUCUGCGCAGCCAGAGGUCCACCGGUUUGCUCUUCCCGUGUUACAUGGCUUUAUUACUAUGCACUCGUGUUCUAUUAACGGAAAAUACUUUGAUUGGAUUCUCAUCUCGAGGAGGAGUUGUUUCAGAGCUGGUGUGCGCUAUUAUGUAAGAGGAAUUGAUUCUGAAGGCCAUGCAGCCAACUUUGUAGAAACAGAGCAAAUUGUGCACUACAAUGGGAGCAGGGCUUCUUUUGUGCAGACUCGAGGAUCAAUACCACUUUUCUGGUCUCAAAGACCAAAUCUCAAGUACAAACCGCUGCCGCUGAUCAACAAAGUAGCAAAUCAUAUGGAUGGUUUCCAAAGGCAUUUUGAUUCCCAAGUUAUUAUUUAUGGAAAACAAGUAAUAAUCAAUCUGGUUAACCAGAAGGGCUCAGAGAAACCACUGGAACAGGCAUUUGCAACAAUGGUGUCUUCCUUGGCGAGCGGAAUGAUCAGAUAUAUUGCCUUCGACUUCCAUAAAGAAUGUAAAAAUAUGAGAUGGGACCGACUGAGUAUUCUGAUGGACCAGGUAGCAGAAAUGCAGGAUGAGCUAAGUUAUUUUCUAGUGGACUCCGCCGGCAUGGUGGUGGCAAGCCAGGAGGGCGUGUUCCGCAGCAACUGCAUGGACUGUCUGGACAGGACCAACGUGAUCCAGAGCCUGCUGGCCCGCCGCUCGCUCCAGGCCCAGCUCCAGAGACUGGGAGUGUUGCACGUGGGACAGAAGCUUGAAGAACAGCACGAUUUUGAGAAGAUUUACAAAAACGCCUGGGCCGACAACGCAAAUGCGUGUGCCAAGCAGUACGCGGGCACUGGCGCCUUGAAGACGGACUUCACCAGAACCGGGAAGAGAACUCAGCUGGGACUGGUCAUGGACGGCUGGAACUCGCUAAUACGCUAUUACAAGAACAACUUCUCCGAUGGCUUCAGGCAGGAUUCCAUAGACUUAUUUCUUGGGAACUACUCAGUGGACGAAUUAGAAUCUCAUAGUCCUUUAAGUGUUCCACGGGAUUUGAAAUUCCUGGCUUUGCCUAUUAUCAUGGUUGUUGCCUUCUCGAUGUGCAUUAUCUGUUUGCUGAUGGCUGGUGACACUUGGACAGAAACACUGGCCUAUGUGCUCUUCUGGGGAGUCGCAAGCAUUGGAACAUUUUUUAUUAUUCUUUAUAAUGGCAAAGAUUUUGUCGAUGCUCCCAGAUUGGUCCAGAAAGAAAAGAUGGACUGAAUUUGUGUCUGUGGAAAGCGGCUCGGCUUAGAAGAUUCCAUCAUGCAGAACUGGAGUCUUUACUGACCCGCUUUCCACAUCAGCCCGAGGUCCUUUUAAAGCCUCUCUCCAGAAGCACGGCUUGUGCUCCGUGUGGGGGGAGGGGGGGUGACCUAGAAUCAGCCGGACGUUCCUGCCUCGGCGACCUCUUCACUACUGGGAUGGCUCUGUUUAUAAUUUGAAGCUCUUCUGUAAUUAAAGGGUGACCCGAAUUCAGCUCCUGGAAUGGAAGGAAUCUAUUCCUUGUCGAUUUGAUCAACUUUUGCAGGAUAAGUAAUAUAUUUAAGAAAUCUAGCUUCUUUCGUUAUUUAAAAUGGUAAAAUUAUUUUUCUAGCUCAGUUUCCUUAUGGUCGUUGUAGAGGCCGUCGCUGUUAGCAAGCGGACUUCGCCACACCUCUUUGGACUUUCUUCAGAGUUUGAGAAUCCGCUAGCUUGACUGCUGGUGCAGAGCACGUCUUUCGCAGCCAUCGCGCAGUUUGACGGAACAGCCUGAGACUUCAAGGAGUCGGGUCUGGCGUGCUUCUGAAGUUUCAGUUGGGCUGUCCUCUGAGUUCAGCUUGAACUUGCGUAUGAAGAAGAAGUCCAGAUAAUACUUUAUCUUUUGUUAAAGGUGUAAAUGAAAUCAAAGAAUGUAAAGCCUGUGUCUUACGCUAAAGGUCCAAAGCUGCCUCUGUUUUCAGGAUUUGCCUCCGUGUGGAGGAUACCCCUCGACUGGCCAGCAGUCCCUCCCGGGCGUGCUGGUUUCUUUGGGGGUCGUUCGUCGAGACACGCAGGCCUCCGAGAGGCGCUCGUGCUGGACUUGGGGUUGCCCUUGGAGGCCGCAGCUGCUUCCCACGACGCAUGGCACCACCCGCGCUCUCCUCUCCGUCAAGGUUUUGUUAGCUCCCGACCAGUAAGUGUGUCUGCAGUGUUGCGCUUCUGGUAGUUAAGUUAGCGUUCUCCAAAUCAAGGACCAACUUCAGUGUUAAUUUUUGUGCAAAAACAAACCUGAGAAAUCUGCUUUAGAAGCUGUGCAUAGUUCUAAUUAUAAGUUGGACUGUGUAUUCAAACUGUAAUUAUGAGGUUUAAAUAUUAGAAAAGUAUGUAGGGUAGUAUAAUCGCCACUAUUUUAAGGCAGUUCAAUUAAAUACGGCUAUGAUAUUUGUGUUGUGCUUGAAAAUAUGUACAGUUUAUUUCAGUAGUAAUACCUUAUGUUGUCCUUAAAUAUCUCUCAAAGCGCCUUGAUUUCAACAUGAAUUUUUUCCCCCCGUUAUCUUUUAUAAACGUUAAUAAGAGACGUUGCUUCUAGAAACUCUAAAAGAGAUAAUAGCUGGACACCCUCUGUAGCUUAAAACUCAGUCACUAAAAUUCACAGUAGGGCAAGUCAUUCUUAGAACUACCUAUUCCUGACACGUACAUAAGCGUAAUCUCUUCCAAAGAUGGAAUGUGUGAAACUUGGUUCGUGUCUACUGUGCUCCACGACUCGAGUGCUACCGGGCAUUUCACGGGAAGGACUUCCUCCCACGACCACAGCAGAGACCACCGGAGAGCCGCCGGUGCCCACGGACUGAUGCUGGCGUGUCCGAUCUGAAGGCGUCCGUGUUCCAGAAGCCUGCGGCGAUUGCAUUUCUGAAUUCAUGUACUGUGCACCCAUACGUGAAAAUAAACGUCCUAUUCUUUUCUACC